Messenger RNA from Phytophthora infestans T30-4, 1164 nucleotides. RefSeq names its product pyruvate dehydrogenase kinase-like protein. The transcript is spliced from 2 exons. Gene Ontology annotation, cellular component: mitochondrion. Lineage: Eukaryota; Oomycota; Peronosporomycetes; Peronosporales; Peronosporaceae. Gene Ontology annotation, biological process: protein phosphorylation; regulation of glucose metabolic process. The record is from RefSeq and is a predicted model, not a curated record. Gene Ontology annotation, molecular function: pyruvate dehydrogenase (acetyl-transferring) kinase activity. The coding region runs from base 1 to 1164 and encodes 387 amino acids.
AUGCACGACAACAGCGCAUUCCAUGACAACAUUACAGCCAAGAUCGACGAGCUGGCGCAGCUGCCGCAAACGGGCGUAUCGCUCCAGUAUCUCCUCGAGUUCGGGACGGAUAUUUCCCCUCAGAAACUCAUCCAAUCCGCGCGCUUCUUACACGGAGAAAUGCCCGUCCGAUACGCACAUCGUAUCAAGAAUCUGGAGAAUUUGCCGCAUGGCCUAAGCGACAUGCCGUCGGUCAAGCAGGUGCGUGAAUGGUACGUCAACUCGGCCCAAGAGCUGCUGAGCUUCCCUAAAGUGGAAACCUACCAAGAUGAAUUGGCUUUUCGAAAUUUAAUCGAAAGCAUUAAAGGCCGUCACAGUGGCACAUUAUACACAAUGGCCAAGGGCGUCCACGAGCUCAAGAUGGAACUGUUCAAGUCUUUUACUGAAAAAGAUCAUGGGGUCACCAGGAAAGAACUGGGCCAGAGAUAUUUGAGAUCCCAAGAAUUCGCCGACUUGUCAGACUUGCACUCGUUUCUAGAUGCAUUCUACAUGUCGAGAAUCGGGAUCCGAAUGCUCAUGAGUCAACAUAUUGCUCUCCAUGAGGAAGAGGAAGGGUGGGUCGGGUGUAUCUGUGAGAGCACUUCGCCCGCAGAGAUCGCCCUUGCCGCUAUUGAUACAGCCCGGCACAUGUGCUUGAGGCAAUAUGGAGAUGCCCCUGAGGUUGAGUUGCAUGGGCAUACCGACUUCUCCAUGCCUUUUGUGCCAAGUCACUUGCACCACAUGCUCUUUGAGGUGAUUAAAAACUCAAUGCGUGCGGUGGUAGAAUUCCACGGAGUCGACAAUGACAUGCCGCCCAUUAAGAUCGUUAUUGCGGACGGAGAAGACAAUGAAGAUGUGUCGAUCAAGAUCUCGGACGAAGGCGGAGGCAUUCCUCGCUCGUCAGUCUCGCGCAUUUGGUCGUAUCUCUAUACGACGGCAGAUUCGGAAGCAUUCGAGAGGUUAGAAGCCCCCAACGAUUUCGGUGGGGACUCUCCUCUCGCUGGACUGGGCUACGGAUUACCGAUCAGUCGGUUAUUUGCACGCUACUUUGGUGGAGAUCUCCAAGUGAUCUCAAUGGAAGGGUACGGCACUGAUGCGUACCUUCACUUGAAGCGUGUUGGUGACGUCUCUGAGCCGCUCCCAUAA